UACGUCGCGCAUUCAAGCAUUUUUUUUUUGUGUCUAAUUGGAACGAAAAUUGGUUAGCUGCAGUGAGAAAAAAAACCAUUUAAAAUGGUUGAAAAUUGUGGCAAUAAUAAUCUAAGUCCUUAGGAAACUGCAAGCAAUAAAAUAUUGCUUCAUUUGUUAGAUUUAUAUUAAAAUAAAAAGUAAAUCAAGCAUUCAGUCACACCUACAUGCUCUUACGCACACAGGCGAAAGAAAAACUGGUUCUAAUAUCACAACACAAAGAAGCAACAGCUUAAGUUCUCCCCACCAACAAAAAAAAAAAAGAAAAAUGGACAGCAUUAAAGCAGACAGCUUUAUUAAAGCUGAAGAAUGUCGUCCCAUGGCUUUGAGCCAAAAUGCUGGCGGAGGAGGAUCUGGUGCAGGUGCAGGAAGCGGACAAUCAACCUCUAACACUGGCCCAGUAUCGUUAAGUGUGGAACUAUGUUUGGUUUGUGGCGACCGCGCCUCUGGACGGCAUUAUGGGGCCAUUAGCUGCGAGGGAUGCAAAGGAUUCUUUAAGCGUUCCAUACGCAAGCAAUUGGGCUAUCAGUGUCGCGGGGCAAUGAACUGCGAGGUCACCAAACACCAUAGGAAUCGUUGCCAAUUUUGUCGACUGCAAAAGUGUUUGGCCAGCGGCAUGCGAAGUGAUUCUGUUCAGCAUGAGCGAAAACCGAUCGUGGACAGAAAAGAGGGCAUUAUCAACACGAAUUCAGCUGUUGGAGCAUCAUCCAGCCCAGCAAGUGGAGCAACAUCCUCAAGUGGUGGUGGCGGUGCAGGAGCUGGUGGUGGUGGCGGCGGCGCCGGCGGCUAUUCGAACAGCAGUGGCAAAUCCGCAUACCAACAAGGACGUGGCAAACAUAGUGUCAAGGCGGAAUCGGCAAGUGCCUCACUCUAUCAGCAUGGAACCGCAAACAAUACGCCACCCAUACAAAGUGGAGCAGCGGCGGCAGCAGCGGCUUUCAAUCUUCAAGAGAAUCUAUUUCCAAUGGGCUUGAAUUUUGCUGAACUAACACAGACGUUAAUGCUGGCCACUCAACAGCAACAACAACAGCAGCAGCAGCAGCAACAACAACAACAGCAGAGAGAACAGCAACAAAGCGGAGCCUAUUCUCCAGAGCUGGCCAAGACCGAAAUGGAUGAGGAUGAGGACGAUUCAAUGGACAAUAGUAGCACAUUGUGCCUCCAAUUGCUGGCCAAUAGCGCCAGCAAUAAUAAUUCCCAGCACUUGAAUUUCAAUGCUGGUGGCUCAGGAGCUGGCGGUGGAGUAGCUGGAGCUAGUGGCAGUGGUGGUGGCGCUGGUGCUGGUAGUGAAAGCACGCCCUUGUCCACAACAGCCACCACCGUGGCCCUCAUACAGAAUUCCUUUGAUUUACGCAUCAUACACAAGGCACUGCAGUUGCUUCAACCCAUUCAACAGCAGCUGGAAAGGAAUCAGUCAGAUCGUAUUCAAAUCAAACCCGAAUGUGAUUCUGAGGCAGAGGAUUCUGGUACAGAGGAUGCCCUAGUUGAUGGCGAUUUGGAGGCAAUGGAUCUAGAUUUCGACUAUUGCUCAUCAUCCCAACAGCGUGGCACUGGAUCGGACUUUGUCUAUAAUGAAGUAAUCUUUGAGCAAGAUUUACUUACCGAUGCUCAGUUGGCGUUCCAUGUCCAGCCUCCAGCUUUGGUUCAUUCAUAUCUGAAUAUGCAUUAUGUCUGCGAGACUGGGUCCAGAAUUCUCUUCCUAACCGUGCACACAUUGCGAAAGGUGCCUGUUUUCGAGCUCUUGGAUAUGGCGAGUCAAGUAAAACUACUGCGUCACUCUUGGCCAGGUUUAAUGGCCAUUGCCUUGGCCCAGUCGCAGGGGCAAAUUUCGGUAUCAACCAUUUUGGGUCAACUCAUCACGAGCAUACGUCAAUUGGCCGAUAUUGAGAAAAUCGAGCCACAAAAGAUAGCCAAAAUGUCGCAGGUGGUGCGAGCGUUGCACGAUUUCAUCCAGGAACUGCAGGGUCAGGAGGUUAGCCAACUGGAAUUCGGUUUGAUGCGUUUAAUUUUGACCUUCAAUCCGGCCCAGCUGCAGCAGCGGAAAGAGCGUAACAUCAAGAACUAUGUAAGGCGAGUACAAGCCUAUGCCUUGUCCUCGCUGGCCAGAGGCAAGGCCACCCGGCAGCAUGACCAGGACCAGGAUCAUGAGCCAGAGCAAGAGCAACGUUUCCAUGGUUUCAUAUCCUGUCUGCUGCCUUUGAGCAGCCUCGAUCCAGAUACCAUGGAGGAAUUGUUUUUUGCCAAUUUGGUGGGGCAAAUGCAAAUCGAGUCAUUGAUACCAUUCAUCUUAAUGACCAGCAAUACCAGUGGACUAUAGACUGACGAAUAAUGUCUAUGGAAAGGAGCAACAGUAAGCAAGACUGAAGAUGGACCAAUUACGGGCAAUACUUAGUUUUUAAAAACAAAAUAUAAAUACCGAAAAAAGAAAAAUUUAUACUUUGGCUACUCCAAAGUUUCUAUACGCAUGCAAGUCGGACUAUACAUAUAUAGAUAUUGUCAGACAAAUUACUUGAACUAUAUAUAAUAUAGUGGGCAGGUUAUAUGGGUAGGUUACCUUUCUCAUUGAGGUCCUUUAGGCAUUAGAUAUAGACUGUUUGCAUGAGUAUAAAAUACAUAUAAAGAAAUGUAAUGGGAUGGUAAUC
This is a messenger RNA of Drosophila willistoni, 2681 nucleotides long. RefSeq names its product nuclear hormone receptor HR78 (gene Hr78). Bases 308 to 2356 code for a protein of 682 amino acids. The transcript has 4 exons. Gene Ontology annotation, molecular function: zinc ion binding; nuclear receptor activity; RNA polymerase II cis-regulatory region sequence-specific DNA binding. The record is from RefSeq and is a predicted model, not a curated record. Gene Ontology annotation, biological process: cell differentiation; regulation of transcription by RNA polymerase II; anatomical structure development. Lineage: Eukaryota; Metazoa; Arthropoda; Insecta; Diptera; Drosophilidae.